Molecule: messenger RNA, 3762 nt
Organism: Spea bombifrons (plains spadefoot toad)
Lineage: Eukaryota; Metazoa; Chordata; Amphibia; Anura; Pelobatidae
Gene: PARD3B
Product: par-3 family cell polarity regulator beta
Exons: 23
Coding region: 30-3440 (1136 amino acids)
Biological process (GO): establishment or maintenance of epithelial cell apical/basal polarity; establishment of cell polarity; microtubule cytoskeleton organization
Cellular component (GO): apical plasma membrane; cell cortex; apical junction complex
Molecular function (GO): protein binding; phosphatidylinositol binding
Source: RefSeq, a predicted model, not a curated record
AUUAUUAUUUUUGGUGAAAGGCAGUCAUUAUGAAAGUAACAGUCUGUUUUGGGAAGACUGCCAUUGUGGUUCCUUGCAAGGAUGGAAAGAUGAGCAUGAGAGAGUUAAUCCAGCAAGCUGCGCAGAGGUACAUCAAAGCCCGAGAAAAAGAACCUGGAUACUGGGUGAAGAUCCAUCAUUUAGAAUACAAAGACGGAGGCAUCCUAGACCCUGACGAUCUCGUAGCAGAUGUUGUAGAAGACAAGGACAAGCUUAUUGCUGUGUUUGAUGAACUUGACACUUCCAGCAGAACUGAUGGACUGACCAGCCUCACAGAUCAUCUCAGCACAGACUCCUUGGAAACUGAAUUAGCAACUCAGUUUUCAGCGCUCCAGCCGCUUCGAGGAGAAAUUGAAGUUACACCCUCGGCUCUUAGACUCGGUACCCCCCUGCUGGUGAGACGGAGUAGUGACCCCACGGUGGGCCCUGCGGCUGAUUUCCGACAAGGUUCUUCCUAUCCUGCUGAUCACAGCAGCAAAGAUGCUAUGCCGGGUUCAUCUAAACCACUUGCAGUAGAAGAUCAGGAAGAAUAUCUGAAGAUACCUAAAUUCAGAUAUGCUUACAGUGGUUUGACAAGAAAGGUAGAGAUUUCAGGGGAUGAUGGACCAUUGGGGAUCCAUGUUGUGCCUUUCUAUUCUUCUCUUAGUGGACGGUCUUUGGGAUUGUAUAUUCGAGGAAUAGAGGAAAACAGUCGUUCUAAGCGAGAUGGUCUGUUCCAAGAGAAUGAAUGCAUUGUAAAAAUUAAUAACGUUAUACUUCUAGACAAAUCUUUCACACAAGCUCAAGAAAUCUUCCGUCAAGCAAUGAAGCAGCCAAAUGUUCUUGUGGAAGUUAUCCCAUCACAAAACAGAGAACUGUAUGAAAAGUCAGCCAUUGCUUCUUUGCCUAUUUUGGAUAAUGAAGAUAAUGAUGACAUCCCAAAUAUAAAGCCUCCUCCACCUCCCACCAAUGGACAAUUAAAGAUGGCCGGACAGACAAAUGGGCUGGAUUCUCAGGGUUUUAUGCAACCUCCCCUGAGUCCGGACCUGGUUUCUCAAAGUGGCCAGUUCUCUCCAUCAUUUUCUCCUCUUGUGUUUGGGAAUAAGAAAAAUGCCAUGAAAAUACGUAUUGACCUCAAAAAAGGUGCAGAUGGGCUCGGAUUCACUGUGGUCACCAGAGACUCCUCUCUGCAUGGGCCUGGGCCUAUUUUUGUUAAAAAUAUCUUGCCCAAAGGGGCUGCAAUAAGGGAUGGACGAUUAUUAUCCGGGGACAGAAUAUUGGAGGUAAAUGGAAAAGAUAUGGUCGGAAAAACGCAGGAAGAGCUGGUCGCCAUGCUGAGGAGUACCAAACUGGGUGAUACCGUUUCACUGGUCGUCGCACGGCAGGAUGAAGCCCUUCUACCUCGUGAACUGAAAGGAGAGGCAGACCACCUUGUGUUCCCUCCAGACAACACUGCCCAGAUGACAUUUGAGAUCCCACUGAAUGACACUGGUUCGGCUGGUUUGGGAGUAAGUCUAAAAGGAAACAAGGCCAGAGACACAGGAACUGACUUGGGGGUUUUCAUCAAGUCCAUCAUUCAUGGAGGGGCAGCCUUUAAGGAUGGUCGUCUAAGAAUGAAUGACCAGCUUCUGGCAGUGAAUGGGGAGAGCCUACUGGGAAAAUCAAAUCGAGAAGCUAUGGAAACGCUACGGAGGUCAAUGUCCAUGGAGGGAAAUAUCCGUGGGAUGAUCCAACUGGUUGUCCUACGUAGGCUGGAUCGCCAACCCGAGAAUCGUUCAGAAAUGGCUACUGCCUUGAAGAAUACGUUGGAGAAUCCAUCUAUAAAAGAUCAGGAUGGCGUGACAGAAAAACUGAAAGAUUCAAAGCUAUUUGAUGAAAGGAUCCAACAGAAUGACCUGCCACCACCUUUACCACCUCACCCCAAAGAGCACAUUAUACAUGAGUAUUCUGGUUCUAGAGAAGAAAAUUCCCAACAGACAGAUUCAGUUAACCUGAAGGCCUCCAAGAGCAUGGACCUUGUGGCAGAUGAAAGGAACGUUGCCUCUUUGACUGUGCAGAAGUCAGUGUCUCCAGGAAAAGACUUAGGUCCACGUCUAGGACUCAAAAAGUCCAGUUCGUUAGAGUCUCUGCAGACUGCCGUGGCAGAAAUAAAAAAGAACGAUCUUCCUUUCUAUAGACCCAGACCACAUAUGGUCCGCGGUAGGGGCUGCAAUGAGAGCUUCCGCGCUGCCAUUGAUAAGUCUUAUGAUGGGCCGGAGGAAGAAGAAGAUGGCCUUUCUGAUGUGAGUUCCCACUCUGGCCGAGGGACCCCCUCCGGUGAGUCAGCCCCUUGGAAUCCGGCUUCCGAGGAUGCUGACAAAGUCAAGAAAGACAAGAAAAAGAAAGACAAAGGGAAGGAGAAGGGCAAGACUAAAGUGAAAGAUAAGAAAAAGAAGGAAGAAAGUGAAGAGCAGGAGAAAAAGGCCAAGAAAAAAGGUCUAGGAGCCAUGCUCAGAUUUGGGAAGAAGAAGGAUGAUAAAGUUGGAAAAGUGGACCAGAAAGGUAACCCAAAGCCUGCUUCUUUGAAAGAGGAGGAAAAUGAUAUUGAAAAGAUGAAGGAAGAACGUGAAAGGAUUAAUGCAAAGCACCAUGAAUUGCGGGAAAAGCAGGCAAAGACAUUAUUAGACUUUAAUGCAAGUCAUGAUAUAGAAGAUGAUGACAUGGACCCCAACUAUGCCAAAGUAAAUCAUUUCAAAGAGCCCCCUCCGCACCUCAGCGUCCACCAUCCUUAUUCUCCCCCCUUGCCUGGCACCCAUCCCCGGGAUGCACAAGUAUCCGCAUCAGAGAGAGAUCACGUCCAAGACCUUUACGCUAAAAUAAACAAGAAGCAGCAGGCACCGGAUGCAAUCGACAGUGGCCGCACAGCAUCUGGGAAUGCAGACCGCAUCCAGCAGCUACGGAUGGAGUACCUGCAAGCAAGACGCGAAGGUUUCCCUUCAUAUGAAGAAGAAAGUGUGACAGAAAGGCCAUCAGAAUAUGAACAAAACUGGGUGGCAACCAGAGGACCUGAAAGCGCCCGUAACUUCCGCUUUGAAGGAAUGGAAAGGCAGUAUGCAUCCCUACCAAGACGAGGACCUUUGGAACCUGUUGAGUACAUGUCUGGACCCCGCACAGUUUAUAAAGAGAGAGAACCUCCAUUAUACUAUGAUGUUGCUCACACCUCUAAAGGUUUAUACCCACUGGUAAACAGAGAAGACAACAAUCAAUUUCCUCCGUAUCAACUGCCACCAACCAAGGGUCCCAUCAGACAAGAUGUUCCGCCUUUCCCACCUCAUGGGCAGAGUUUACCAGACUACGGCCACAAAGGAAGGUCUGCACCAGACAGAUACCAGUAUCGACCUCAAGAUCCAAGACAGAAGAGCCCAAUGACUGCAGCUGUAUAGCCGAAUCUGACUGCCAGUCAGUACAAUACAUAAAGGCUGAAGAAUAACUACUGCAUAGCUUGGUUUAUUAACAACAUAUGCCAAAACAGUUUGACGGAGCCUUAUGAAAAGGUGUUACCACAGUCUUCGUGAAAGCAAUAAUUAUUCAAAGUCCUUUAUGACUGUCUGCAAAAAUCCUUUAAUUGAUAACAGUCUAACUGCAUAUGUAUUAGUAUUUGUAAUCAUUCCCAUAGGUGAAAGGAACAUGGUGGCAGUUUUAUAAUCUAUGGCUAACGUUUCUAACCUUUGAAUCUCUGGCUGUAGUUGGACACCGCGUUCCAUU